GUUUUCCCUUGUCUUGGGCUUUAGGCUGAGGUUGCUGAUCAGCUGGGUCUGAUGCACUAUAUGGAAACUCUGAUGCUUAUCACAGCCGCUGAGUACGUCGCACCCAUGUCCGAUGAAAACGUCACUGUGAUGGACACAGAGUUCAGCAACGUUGCCGUCCGUCUGUACCUGCCCAGAAAGGCGUCUGAUGGGCUGAGAAGGGCGGUGGUCUACUUCCAUGGUGGAGGAUGGUGUGUAGGACAGGCAGGCAUGAAAUCCUACGAUUGUCUGACAAGGUGGACUUCAAACAGGUUAAAUGCUGUCGUGGUAUCAGUCAAUUACAGGUUGGCACCUAAAUACCAUUUUCCUGUUCAGUUUGAAGAUGUGUAUUCGGUAACAAAGUUCUUCCUCCAGAGCAGUGUCCUGUCCCAGUACGGGGUGGACCCAGACAGGGUCUGCGUUGCAGGAGACAGUGCAGGUGGCAACUUGGCUGCAGCUGUGGCACAACAGCUGUUAGAAGAUUCUGAAGUUGAAACAAAACUCAAAGCCCAAGUUUUGCUGUAUCCUGCUCUUCAAACGCUUGACCUGAAUUUGCCAUCUUACCAAGAGAAUGCAGACAAGCCCAUUUUACCUAAGGUGCUUAUGGUCAAGUUCUGGAGUGAAUAUUUCACUUCUGAUUCAUCUCUCAGGGAAGCGAUGGCCUCCAACAGCCAUGUCCCAGUUGAAUCGAGCCACUUACUUCCGUUUGUAAACUGGAGCAAUUUGCUGCCUGAAGAGCUGAAGAAAGAUCAUGUUUACACCAGUCCCACCUAUGGAAGCUCUGAGCUUGCACAGAAGUACCCAGGUUUUCUGGAUCCGAGGGCGGCCCCGCUGCUGGCGAGCGAUGCCCAGCUACGCGGCCUGCCCCUCACCUACAUCCUCACCUGCGAGCAUGACGUCUUACGGGAUGACGGAGUCAUGUAUGCUGGGCGCCUCCGGGCAGUGGGUGUUCCCGUCACGCAUGAUCAUGCCAAGGACUCCUUUCAUGGGAUGAUGAUGUUUGUCUCUGGUCCAGCUGAGUUAGCUGUAGGGCACCGGCUGUUGAACAGAUGUAUCGAGUGGUUAAAUGAGAACCUGUGA
Phaethon lepturus (White-tailed tropicbird) is the source of this 1098-nucleotide messenger RNA. RefSeq names its product arylacetamide deacetylase (gene AADAC). The record is from RefSeq and is a predicted model, not a curated record. Gene Ontology annotation, cellular component: membrane. The transcript is spliced from 4 exons. NCBI's taxonomy places the organism in Eukaryota, Metazoa, Chordata, Aves, Phaethontiformes, Phaethontidae. The annotation marks the transcript as partial. Gene Ontology annotation, molecular function: carboxylic ester hydrolase activity.